Seriola dumerili (greater amberjack) is the source of this 2897-nucleotide messenger RNA. It is a transcript of the gene senp2, whose product is annotated as sentrin-specific protease 2-like. Gene Ontology annotation, molecular function: deSUMOylase activity. Gene Ontology annotation, biological process: protein desumoylation. The record is from RefSeq and is a predicted model, not a curated record. Gene Ontology annotation, cellular component: nucleus. The transcript has 17 exons. The coding region runs from base 174 to 1988 and encodes 604 amino acids. NCBI's taxonomy places the organism in Eukaryota, Metazoa, Chordata, Actinopteri, Carangiformes, Carangidae.
CAUCAACACGGUGUGACGCACAUCCUUCGCGUUUCAGCACAGUGAUGCUAACGCUUAGCUAAGGUAACGGUGGGCGGUCUGUGUCGUAGAUCGUUGUUUGACUUCUUAUCUGCGGUGAAAUAGUCCUGGCCCACGUAGAAGACCUCGUUACAAUUUUCUCGUAUUUGUCUGGGAUGUAUGGAUGGAUAGUUGACGGAAUCUCGUCGCUGUUUGAGCCCAUUACGGGGCAAAACCCCACCGAGUGGCCCGGGAAAGGUAACGUUAGCCAGGAGGUACCCACGCGACCUGGCGUUAAAGCGGGAGCACAGCGGCAGGAGAGUCACGGCAGACCGGCUAAACGGAACUACCAGAGUGUUGAUGUUGCAGACAAUGUUUGCCAGAGUGACCCGGUAGAGGUGAAAAGACGCAAGCGAGAUGUAGUCAUCAGCUUUGUGAAGAAGACUGUGGCCGGGGUAGCAGGUCUGCUCAGGCUGCGAAACCCGCUGACCACCAGGCGUGAGAAGCCUAGAUAUUAUGAAGAGACACAGCCUGUCACUCUGAUGGGGAUAGAUGAGCUCCACACCUCAUGGUUGAACAAUACUGAAUGGAGAAUGGAUAAACCAGUGGGUGGAGUGAAUGAGAGGAGUGGCAAAAAUCCCUUUCAGGGAUCCUCACCUCCUUUAAUGAGGAAAUACAGUGGGACAGCGCUCUCUGCAGGCCUUGCGGACAGGGGGAAGGACAGGGAGAGGAGAGGCUCCCUUCAGCUGUUGCCCUCUAGGUCUGUUCUGAGAGUAGGAACCGCUAACCCUGACCCAGCCUGCAAUGGCUUUGGACACAGCCGCUGCUACAAGCCCAGUCUUACUGUGGAAGAGGCCAUAAAGCAGAAUAAUAAGGAGCACUACAGGCGCUUGCUGGAGAUGGUGACAGAAAAAUACAGCAAAAGUCAGCCACUACCUUUCAACCAAACAAAACCGCAAGAUGAGUCACUGUCACAGGGUGAUCACAAACCUGCUGCUUCAGGGAAAACCUUUGAACCAGUCCCCAGGAAGACGGCAUACACAGCUGCCCCGAGCAUGUUUACAUGGAGAAAUGCUUCUGCAACCAAGGACAGGUGGGGUGGCUUGACUUUCAGCAAGUCAGUCAACGGCAGCUUUGAGGAAACACAGUCUUUUAGAAAUGCAAAGAAACAGGCAGCGGAAUUGGACCUCUCUACAGAAGUAGCGACUCGCCUCAAUCUAGUGGACAGAGAGACUCCUGCUGUCUGUCUGUCUGACACACAUUCUGCACAUACAAGGCACAGUGAUGAGGACAUACCUAGGCUGACCAAGGAAAUGGCAGCAGAGGUGAGUGGUGCCCUGGCUCAGAGUGAUCCCAACCUUGUUCUAAGCGCAGCUUUCAAACUUCGCAUCACGCAGAGAGACCUGGCCACGCUGCAGGAAGGGGGCUGGCUCAACGAUGAGGUGAUGAACUUCUACCUGUCCCUGGUCGUAGAGCGGUGUUCUGGCCAAGCAGCAGGAUUGAGAGUCUACUCGUUUAGCACGUUCUUCUUCCCCAAGCUGCGGGGUGGAGGAGGCGGACAGGCUGGAGGACAUGCUGCCGUGAAGCGCUGGACCAAGGCUGUCGACCUCUUCCUGUACGACCUUAUCCUGGUCCCUCUGCAUCUUGGUGUCCACUGGGCAAUGGCUGUGAUAGAUUUUAAAUCAAAGACAGUGAAGUCAUAUGACUCGAUGGGCCAGAGGCAUGAUGACAUCUGUAGUCAAUUACUACUCUAUCUUAAAGAGGAGCACAAAGCAAAGAAAGGCAGAGAGCUCGACAGUGCCAAAUGGACUAUUGGAAGCUUGAGGGCAACUGAAAUUCCCCAGCAGAAAAAUGGCAGUGACUGUGGUGUUUUUGCCUGUAAAUACGCCGACUAUAUUGCAAAAGGAAUGCCUCUCACCUUCAAACAGUGCCACAUGCCCCUCUUCAGAAAGUUAAUGAUUUGGGAAAUCCUCAAUCAGAAGCUGCUAUAGAGGAUUGGAUCAAUCUCCUGUCCAUCAACCGCCUAACAAGAGAGACUUUCUCAAUGGGAGCAACAUCUCUGUACAGUAACUACAUGUUGAAAAAAAAGAAAUAAAUGGGCCAAAGAAGUGGACUGACAUCUAACCCAGUCUUGCUGUUCUGGUCUGGAGAAAUCAAACACUAGUCUUAAGAGUUAAUUAUGUCCCUUUUCCUAUCAGGGACAUAUUGAUGUUUUGUAAUCUCUGAGUUGUAAUUGGAGACAUUAUUAGGAUGUAAGAAGUGUAUGUCUUAUACAAGCUUUGGCACUACUGACUGAAUGGCUUUUUUUAUUGACUUUGGAUUGUUUCUGUUACUGUUUUGAAGUAUUGCCUGAAGUGCCUUCAGCCCUCUGACACUGAGCUCAACAUAGAGCAUGCUUUUGUUUUUUUUAUUUUCAACUCCAAGUCAGUUCUGAGGAGCUGGACUCAAAAUUCAUUAUUUCGAUUGUCAUAAUCAGUGAUAUUUUGGUGUAAUUUGGCUGUUCUCCUCCUGGUUAUGAUCAACAAAGUGGAUGGCAAAUAACUACAUUUAGUCUCUGUUUGACAUAUAGACUAUGAAAAUUAAAAUACCUCCUUUCCAUACAUUAAUGCAUGGUUGAGUGCUUGUAAUAUAACUUUUGCUAUUAUUUAUGAUGUGAUUGAAUGAGCAAGUGUAUUUGGAGUGUAUGUAUAGUUUGUUUUUCCUCCAUGAGUGGAGUGUUAAUAGUUGUUUGCCCAUAUGUAAUAAAGCGCUGUUAGGUCUGUGAAUCUUUUCCAUGAGCAUAAUGCAAGAGGCUACUUAGGGCUAUUACAAUGACUUACAGUGUAGUAUUCUGCAUAGCAAACUACUGUACACACAUGCAUGUUUGAGUUCAUGCUUUGAAAAUGUGAUUCUUUUUUUUC